This is a messenger RNA of Diabrotica virgifera virgifera (western corn rootworm), 4920 nucleotides long. RefSeq names its product zinc finger protein 664-like. The record is from RefSeq and is a predicted model, not a curated record. Lineage: Eukaryota; Metazoa; Arthropoda; Insecta; Coleoptera; Chrysomelidae. The transcript is spliced from 2 exons. Bases 171 to 1598 code for a protein of 475 amino acids. Gene Ontology annotation, biological process: regulation of transcription by RNA polymerase II. Gene Ontology annotation, molecular function: DNA-binding transcription factor activity, RNA polymerase II-specific; RNA polymerase II cis-regulatory region sequence-specific DNA binding. Gene Ontology annotation, cellular component: nucleus.
AUUAAAACAUCUUUGUUAGAUAUACAUACUGGAUUAUACAUAUUUAUAUGUUCGUUGGUUAUAUGAGUCUAUGCUCGUUUUUUAUAGAUAGGUGAUAGGUUAUUACUAUGAAAGUGUUUUUCUCAGUGGACUCCGUUAGUUAAUACUUACUAAAGUUAUUAUGGAAUGUAAUGAAAAUAUUAAAGAUUGUAGAAUGUAGAUGUAUUCUAUAUGUAUUAAAGAUGAAGAAGAUCCUCUUAAAGAAAUAUAACAACAUAGAAGAUAACUCUGAAGUAGAUGAAAGCAGUUAUGGGAAGGAAUCUGUAUUAGAUGAGUAUUGUUUAGAUUCAGAGGAUAUUAAAAUAGAAAAUCAUGAGUUAGAAGAUGUAUCUAAUGAAAAUGAAGUUGAAAUAAAAAAAGAGCUGCAGGAGCAUAUCACUGGUGCUCCACAGGAUACUACAAGGGAAGCUACCAAAUCAUUCAAUGCUACCAAAGUACAUUUGGAAACUUCAACUAGUGAAAGUUCAUAUCAAUGUGAAAUUUGUAGUAAGCAGUUUACUCAACUAGGUAGUUUAAAGCUUCAUCUGAGAGCUCACACUAAGGAAAAACCUUAUAAAUGUGAGAUAUGCUUUAAAAGAUUUUCUCAAAAAGGUGGUUUAAAUAGACAUACGGUAGUUCACACUGGUGAAAAAUCUUAUAAAUGUGAAAUUUGUAGUAGGCAGUUUACUAAAAAAAGUAGUUUAAAGCUUCAUAUGAUAAUUCACACUGGUGAAACACCUUAUAAAUGUAACAUUUGUUGUAAGCAAUUUACUCAAAAAAUUAGUUUAAAGAUUCAUAUGACAAUUCACACUGGUGAAACACCUUAUAAAUGUGAAAUUUGUUGUAAGCAGUUUAACCAGAUAAGUAAUCUAAAUACUCAUAAAAGAGUUCACACUAAUGAAAAACCUUAUAAAUGUGUAAUUUGUAAUAAACAGUUUACCCAAAGAAGUAAUCUAAAUAUUCAUAAAAGAAUUCACACUAGUGAAACACCUUAUAAAUGUAAAAUUUGUAAUAAACAGUUUACCCAAAUAGGUAAUCUAAAUACUCAUAAAAGAAUUCACACUAGUGAAAAACCUUAUAAAUGUGAAAUUUGUAAUAAACAGUUUACCCAAAUAUGUAAUCUAAAUACUCAUAAAAGAAUUCACACUAGUGAAAAACCUUAUAAAUGUGAAAUAUGCUUUAAAAAGUUUUCUCAAAAAGGUAUUUUAAAUAAACAUAUGGCAGUUCACACUAGUAAAAAACCUUAUAAAUGUGAAAUUUGUAGUAAGAAAUUUGCUAUAAAAGAUAGUUUAAAUGUUCAUAAAAGAAUUCAUACUAGUGAAAAACCUUAUAAAUGUGGAAUUUGUAGUAAGCAGUUUACUCAAAAAAGUAGUUUAAAUCUUCAUAAUAUGACAAUUCACACUGGUGAAAGACCUUAUCAAUGUAAAAUUUGUAAUAUGCAGUUUCCUAAACUAAGUGCUCUAAAGAUUCAUAUGAGAUUUCACACUGGUGAGAGACCUUAUGAAUGUGAAAUUUGUAGUAAGCAGUUUACUACAAAAGGUAAUCUAAGUACUCAUAAAAUAGUUCAUACAAAUGAAUAACCUUAUAAAUGUUAAAUAUGCUUUAAAAAGUUUUCUCAAAAAGGUGGUUUAAGUAGACAUAAGGUAGUUCACACUGGUGAAAAAUCUUAUAAAUGUGAAAUUUGCAGUAAGCAAUUUACUCAAUCAUGUAAUGUAAAGAUUCAUGUUAAAAUUCACACGGGUGAAAGACUUUAUAAAUGUGAAAUUUGUAGUAGGCAGUUUACUAUAAAAAGUAAUUUAAAUACUCAUAAACUAGUUCACACCAAUGAAAAACCUUACUUGUCUGUGUGAAAUUUGUAGUAAGCAAUUUAGUCAAUGAAGUGGUUUAAAUUAUUACAUGAAAUUUCACACUGAUCAGAAACCUUAUAAACAUAAGGUUUUCUCCAAAAAAAUUGGUUUAAGUAGACUUAAGGUAGUUCACACUGGUGAAAAACCCUAAAAAUGUGAAAUUUGUAGUAAGCAAUUUACUCAACUAAGUAGUGUAAAGCUUCAUAUGAAAAUUCACACGGGUGAAAGGUCUCAUAAAUAUGAAAUUUGUAGUAAACAGUUUACUAGAAAUAGUAAUUUGAAAACUCAUAAAAUAAUUCACACUAAUGAAAAACCUUCUAAAUAUGAAAUUUGUAAUAAGCAGUUUACUCAACUAAGUUCUCUAAAGAUUUAUAUGGUAAUUCACACUGAUGAAACACCUCAUGAAUGUGAAAUUUGUAGUAAGCAAUUUAAUUUUCAAAUAAGUUUAGAUUAUGAUAUAAAAGUUCACACUGGUCAAAAUCCUUAUAAACGUAGAAUUUGUAGUAAGCGGUUUAGUCAAUAGGUCUGGAUCCCGCGUAUGAAAAAAAGUUGAUUAAUAGCAAGCUGAAAAUUUGUUAAUAGUUUAAGGGUGUCUAGUCAGACAAACUUUGAUAUAUGGGAACACUGGAACAGGGGAAGUUUUAAUUGUGGAACAGGUUAAAAAUUUGGAACGGUCAGACCACGAAAACGUCACAUGUAUUUUGUCCGACAGAACUUCCAAUUGAUUUGUUACCCUUUCAUCAAACUCUCAUGCAAAAAUCAGGCUGGUAUUUAUCACAAAAUGGGCAUUAUAAUGAGUGGAAAACGUAGAAAAUAUCAAAUGACAGGAAUUAUGACAGGUGAUAAAUAGCAGUCUGAUUUUUGCAUGAGAGUUUAACGAAAGGGUAACAAAUCAAUUGGAAGUUUUGUUGGAAAAAAUACAUGUGACGUUUUUGUGGUCUGACCGUUCCAAAUUUUUAACCUGUUCCACAAUUAAAACUUCCCCUGUUCCAGUGUUCCCAUAUAUCACAGUUUGUCCGACUAGACACCCUUAAGCUAUUAACAAAUUUUCAGCUUGCUAUUAAUCAGUUUUUUUUUCAUACGCGGGAUCCAGACCUACAACCAAGUAGUUCAGAUAGCUUUAUAUGACAAUUCACACUGGUGAAAGACCUUAUAAAUGUGAAAUUUGUAGAAAGCAGUUUACGCAACUAAGUACUUUAAAGCUUCAUCUGAGAAUGCACGCUUAUAAAAGAUUUCAUAAAUGUGAAAUUUGUAGUAAGCAGUUUACUGAACUAAGUGUAUUAAAAAUUCAUACGAGAAUUCACACUAAUGAAAAACCUUUAUAAAUGUGUGUGAUAUGCUUUAAAAGUUCCCUCAAAAAGGUGGUCUAAUUAAACGUGAGGUAGUUCACACCAAGGUGUGUUCGCAAAUUAAGCAGUACCGGAACGCUAUGACUUUGUGAUAUUAAUUGUCAAUGCAGUGGUCAAUUUUCCGCGGGGUUUGAGGAACCCAAAAAAGCAGUACCUAAACGGUGUUCCGGUGCGUUCCGGCUCCAUUACACCCCUGGUUCACACUGGUGAGAAACCUUAUAAAUGUAAAAUUUGUAGUGAGCAGUUUACUCAAAAAAGUAGUUUAAAGCUUCACAUGACAAUUCACACUGGUGAAAGCAUUCGCUUCAUAAUUUCAUAAUAUUAUAUUAUCAUUUUAAAAAGUUGGUCUGAUUUUAAAAGUGUUUUAAAAGUAUAAAUGUUUGUGUCGUUUAUUUGUUAACAAUUAACCCGGACUUAUCGAGAUUCCACUGUAGUUUAAAGCUUCAUAUGAAAAUUCACACUAAUGAAACACCUUAUAAAUGUAAAAUUUGCAGUAAGCAGUUCACUAACUAAGUGUUUUGGAGAUUCAUAAUGAGAAUUCACACUGGCGAAGGACCUUAUAAAUGUGAAAUUUGUAGUAAGCAGUUUAGUACAAAACGUGAUUUAAAUUAAGUAGGAAUUCACACUCGUGAAACAUCUUACAAAUGUGAAAUUUGUAGUAAGUAGUUUACUCAUCUAAAUAGUUUUAAGCUUCAUAGGUAAAUGACCUCAUAAAUAUGAAAUUUGUAAUAAGCAGUUGAGUUGCGUAAGUAGUUUAGAUUAUUAUAUAAAAAUUCACACUUGAUGAAAACCUUGUAAAUGUGAAUGGACACAAGAUUCUUGACAACAAGAAAUCGGAAAAUUAGUUAGUGGAGAAGUCAAGUCAGGUAGUUUUUCAGUCGUUUUCUACGAUUUGUAAAAAAAGUUAGUAUAGGAAAAGUCAAACAAUAAGAAAUGCACGUAAUUUUCCCCUUGUUGCCAUAUUCUAAAUUUGAAAAGAUAAAGGAAAAUAUUUAAUCAGAUUUUUUUGACAUACUAUUCCUAUUAUGUACAACAAGCAUUUCAUUUGCUAAAAUUAGUGUCGAGUUUAUAUGACGUCAUUAUUACAUUAAUUUGUUGUGAUUGUAAAAAUGAUAACUGACGUCUGUCAUAAUAUUGGAGGUUAAAAAUAUAAUGUCAAAUUAUUGUUUUCAAAUUAUAUUUUAUUUAUUUAGUUUAUAUUUUAACGAUAGUUUAUUUUAUAACCAACUUCACUUUCCCUUCCCUAUGGCAUUUUUCAGUGCGUCACAAAUGAUGAAGAAGGUAAGUCCGUAAUAAUACACAUUUUAUAACAUUUAUUCUAACAUGACAUUUUAGUUCAAUCUGACAGUUGUCACAUUUUAAUUGCAAUUUGGCAUAAACAAAUUAAUUGUGUUUAUUGCAUUUAUAAAAUGGUAUUUUCUUUGAUUUGUAUAUAGUCCAGAAAGCCACUGCGCAUCCGCUAAGAAAAAUAUUCCGAUUCGGAUUUUUUGCACAAUCUUACUCAAAAAGGACCCCUUUUAACAAAUUAGCAUGUUGCCAGGACCAAAAGUGGGUCAAAAAUUUUUUAAACGUUUUUUUGUUUUUUUGCUAAAUUUAUUUUGUUUGCAUGUUUUUUAGGUUUUUUGGAUCAUUCCAAACAGAAAAAGUGUUUAGUAACUUCUCCCUAAAGUUGAUAGUUUUUGACAUAUAAGCGAUUAAAAAUUGAA